Messenger RNA from Oryzias latipes (Japanese medaka), 3901 nucleotides. It is a transcript of the gene zbtb11, whose product is annotated as zinc finger and BTB domain containing 11. Gene Ontology annotation, molecular function: protein binding; DNA-binding transcription activator activity, RNA polymerase II-specific; RNA polymerase II cis-regulatory region sequence-specific DNA binding. Gene Ontology annotation, cellular component: nucleus. The record is from RefSeq and is a predicted model, not a curated record. Lineage: Eukaryota; Metazoa; Chordata; Actinopteri; Beloniformes; Adrianichthyidae. Gene Ontology annotation, biological process: regulation of transcription by RNA polymerase II.
UCCACCUUAAAAAACAAUUUGAAAUGUGAAUUUAUUGUGUAUAUCUCUGCUUAAUCUGCUUUUGAGCGCUAAAUAAAAAAUCUACUAUUUAAGAAGCAUCACAGAGCUCCACUCUUUGGCACAAACUCGCACGUCGGCGCGGAAAACGCGAGUAAGCAGAGACAAACAUGUCGUGUGAAGAAAGCUACUUGGCUAUCAGACGCUAUCUGACGGAUGAACGGGAGCCGUAUGCACCGGGGACGCCAGGCAACACCAAGAGGAAAAUCCGAAAAGCUGCUGCCUGCUACGUUGUCCGGAACGGGACUUUGUUUUACCAGCGACGACUAAAGGGUCAGAAUGAUUUCACGGAGCUGGAGGUUGUACUGCAGGACAGCCGGAGGAAGGAACUUAUCAAAGAUGCGCACACUAUGGCAGAAGGGGAGCAUUUCAACCAGCAACUCACAUGGGAAAUUAUCUCCCAGAAAUAUUGGUGGAGAGGAAUUCUGAAAAACGUCAAGGACCACAUCAGGGAGUGUGCUCACUGUCAGAGCAAGCGGAGCAUGGACGACGGGUCUGGAUCUCGGUCAUUCUCCAGGACGGGGAAGCGCCGGCACGACGAGGAGCCGGAAGAAGAGGAGGAGGAGGACGAUGGCUUCUUCGUUAAGGAUGUAUCUUCGCAGCAGAAAUCCAGGGCGCCUAAAGAAAAGGGCAGGCAUGAAGUGGUCUUUGUGGACAGCAGAGGGGAGGUGAAUCAGUUUCUGCCCAAACACAGCCAGACGAUGCUGGACAAACUCAACAGGCAGCGCCUGGAAAAUCAGUUCUGUGACAUCACGCUGCUGAUCGAAGGAGACGAGUACAGAGCGCACAAAGCGGUUCUGGCUGCAUGCAGUGAAUACUUCAACGAGCUCUUCUUCGAGAAGGGUGCUGUGACCACACACGAAGCUGUGGUGGACCUGAGCGGUUUCGCUAAAGCCAGCUUCCUCCCGCUGCUGGACUUCGCCUACACCUCCAAGCUGACAUUUAACUUCUGCAUCAUGGCGGACAUCGCCAACCUUGCCCGCCACCUGCUGAUGACAGAGGUGUUGCAGAUAUGCGAGUCUGUGCACAAACAGGUGGAGGACCACAAGCUGACGGUGUAUCAGAAAGGGGAGGUGCACACCGUGGUGUCGAGUCAACCGGCUCCCCAGGAGGCUAUGAAGGAUGAGCCCGAGGCGUACGUGGUGACCAUAGAGAGCGAGGACAGCGAGCCUGUGGCUUACGUCACCUCGUCCAAAGACGCCUUCAUGCAGCAGCCCAUCACAGUGGUCACCCAGUCUGUAGAAGGAGAGGCGGUGCACACCGAGGAGGUGGCGCCGAUGGAGCCUGUGGCUCUGAUCGCUCACAGCGCGCACGUUGAGGAGGCAGAAACAGUCACCCUGAUCACCGGCAGCGCAGACGGGAUGGAGGGCGAGGCGAUGACUGUAGUGACCCACAGCGGUCAGGCUGGGGCCAGCGAGUCCUUGGCUGUGGUGUCAGCCUGCCUGGCGAUGGAGCAGCCUCAGGUGGCCGAAGAAGAAACGUAUGUCAUCAGCGUAGACCUGGAGGAAGCGAACUCCUCAGAGGGGGCCAAGAAAACAGUUUCAUCCCAGCAGCAGGGGGAGCAGCAGCAGGAGAAACAGCAGGAGGAGACUGUGGUGAUGCAGAAAGCAGAAGCUGAAGUUGAAGUUGAAGCCGUUGUUGUUCCUCCAAAACGCAAACGAGGACGCCCGGCUAAAGUGAAGAAGGUGGUGGAGAUGGAGGACAUGGUACCGGCUGAGGAGGUUCCCUCUCCAGAUGAAGGCUCCUCUGAUAAGCAGGAGUCCCUGUCAGAUGACCCGAGGAGAAGGCGACUGCGGCAGCGCUCCAUGGCUGAGGGUGGCUAUGCUCGUCUGCAUAUGGGCCUGGAAGAGGAAGAGGAGAAAGGUUCAACUCUGCCCCGUGUCACCCCCCCUAAGGUGGGUCCCAGGCACGGCAAGAGAGGAAGACCACCGAAGCAGCCAGUGCAGGUCGACGCGACGGAUCAGGCUGGGAGUGAUUCUGCAGCAGACGCCAGCGAGGUGCAGAACGACACCGCUGCAGAAGCCACUGCAGAGGAAGCUUCAACCAAGGAGUCGGAGCCAGAAAGGGCUGUCAAGCAGCUCCAAGCCGCAUCAGAGGGCGCCGUGGACGGAGAACACACGUGCUCUGAGUGCGGCAUGUCCUUCCAGAGACGCUACUCGCUCAUCAUGCACACCCUGAAGCACGAGAAAGCUCGGGGAUACAAGUGCAGCCUUUGCAGUAAGGAGUUCCAGUACUCCGCCUCUCUCCAAGCGCAUCUGGCCCGACACAAGCAGCACAGGAGCCAGUGGGGCGCUCCCGCCAAAGUCCCUGCAGAACACGGCUCUCAGGGCAGAGAGGACGCCGAAGCUAACGACAAGACCUCGGCAUCGGCCACCAAGAGAGAGUUUGUGUGUGACAUCUGCGGGAAAACGUUACCCAAGCUGUACUCGCUGCGGAUCCACAUGCUGAGCCACACCGGCGUGCGGCCGCACUCCUGCAAAGUGUGCGGCAAGACGUUCGCCCACAAGCCCAGCCUGAAGAUGCACCGCGCGCUGCACGACAGCGCCAAGCAGUUCCAGUGCGAGUUCUGCAGCAAGACCUUCAUGAGCAAGAGGAGCAUGGAGGAGCACACCAGCCUGCACACAGGUGAGUCAAAGUACCUCUGCAACACAUGUGGAACCACGUUCUACCGAGCGUCUGCUCUGAGCAAACACCUGAAGAGGCACCAGCCCAGGCCGGAAGUGCGUCCGUUCUCCUGUUCCCACUGUGACAAGAGCUUCUACGAAUCGAAGGACCUGCAGCAGCACAUGAACAAGCACAUGGGCCUGAAGCCUUUCCAGUGUCAGGUGUGCGGGAAGUGCUACAGCUGGAAGAAGGACUGGUACUCGCACGUCAAGUCCCACAGCGUGGCCGAGCCUUACAAGUGUAACGUGUGCGGGAAGGAGUUCUUCGAGAAGGCUCUGUUCAGGAGACACGUGAAGAAAGCAACGCACGGCAAGAAGGGCAGAGUGAAGCAGAACCUGGAGAGGGAGUGCGAACACUGCGGCAGGAAGUUCACUCAGCUUCGGGAGUACAGACGCCACGUCAAUAACCACCAGGGGGUGAAGCCCUUCGAAUGCCUGACGUGUGGCGUGGCCUGGGCGGACGCCCGCUCCCUGAAGCGUCACGUGCGCACUCACACGGGCGAGCGGCCGUACGUGUGCCCCCUGUGCCAGGAGGCUCACAUCGACGCCCGCACUCUACGCAAGCACAUGGCCAAGUACCACGUGGACAACCUGCCGGGGAAGAUCAUGCUGGAGAAGGACACGCUCCAGUUUCACAACCAGGGCACCCAGGUGGAGCACGCCGUCAGCAUCCUGGCGUCCGACCUGCCGCCCGAGCUCCGACCCGCCCAGCAGGCGGCCUCAGAGGAGAUCGAGACAGUGCUGAUCACGGAGGAGACGGUGGAGGCGGUGGAGGCCGUUCAGGCCGUGCAGGGAGCGAGCGACGGGUCGAUGUCGACGCUUUCGGAUCAGGGGAUCAUGCAGGUGGUCAACUACGUCCUGGCCCAGCAGGGGCUCACAGAGGUGAAGCCUGACGAGGCCCCAGAGGUCAUCCAGACCAUGGAGGUGGAGGUGGCUCAUGUCACCGAGGUGGAGUGAACCAGACUGAACGACUCAGCAGUUUUCUUACAGUCUGUAUAAAAUGUACAAACAUUCUGUACGAAACAAAGCUUAAAAUAUUUUUCUGAACAUGUAAAUAACGAGGCUGGCUUAGCCCUGGAAUGUGUGUUUUCUGUAAAUAAAGGAACAGAAGUAAGAUGACCCUGUGAGUUCAAUUUCGAUGAAAUCUGGCACUUACAAAUAAAGGUCAAACUAAGACUUUU